Messenger RNA from Rhinichthys klamathensis goyatoka, 839 nucleotides. It is a transcript of the gene prxl2b, whose product is annotated as peroxiredoxin like 2B. NCBI's taxonomy places the organism in Eukaryota, Metazoa, Chordata, Actinopteri, Cypriniformes, Leuciscidae. The record is from RefSeq and is a predicted model, not a curated record. The transcript has 7 exons. The coding region runs from base 97 to 702 and encodes 201 amino acids.
GCGGGUUUGUGUGUGCUUGUGUAAAGACAAGUGUAAAGAACCGCUGAAGGAACAAGGGCAAUUUUUACACCCAAAGGCCAAAAAUAUACUAAGAAAAUGUCGUCUGUGAAUUUGACCAGCCUAGGAGCCAACCAACUAAAAAACACCACGUCUGGAGAGAUGGUGGAGGUUGGUUCUCUGUGGCGGGAGCAGACGGUCAUUCUCUUCUUCUUGCGGAGGUUUGGUUGUCAGGUGUGCCGGUGGAUGGCAGCGGAGGUCAGUAAACUGGAGAAAGACCUGAAAGCAAAUGGUAUUGGUCUGAUUGGCAUCGGACCUGAAGAGAUGGGAGUGAAGGAGUUCAAAGAUGGGGGAUUCUUCAAGGGUGACAUCUACAUUGAUGAGAAGAAACAGUGUUACAAAGAUUUAGGCUUUAAAAGGUACAAUGCCAUGAAUUUGGUUCCAGCUGCCAUGGGAAAGAAAGUACGAGAAAUUGCCUCAAAGGCAAGUGCAGAAGGAAUUCAAGGAAACUUUAGUGGAGAUCUUCUGCAGAGUGGAGGCUUGCUCAUCGUCGCAAAAGGUGGAGAAAAGGUUUUGCUGCAUUUUGUUCAGAAAACGCCUGCAGACAACGCAUCUCUGGAGGACAUCACCAAAGCUCUCGGGAUCUCGGCGAACGUCCAGGCUGGUGAAAAGCCACAGUGCAGUGAAGAUGUUUGCACAAGAUAGAGGAUCCAAUGUUCUUCAGGGACGAAUGGACUGUGAUUCCUGGUUAUCCAGUGUUAUAUUCCCCAUAAUCUGAUUCAAAUCAUCUUUUACAUGUAUGUGAUACUUUGGUUUGAUGCUAAAAUAUAAUUCACUGAUCA